CUUUGAAACAUCAACGUUAUACAAAUAUACUCACGUUCUUGAUAGGAUAAAAUAUUUUUUUACAAUGAGAUUACGAACUUACCAUAAAUAUAUAGAGUAUGUAAAAUCAACUGGAAUCUGCAUUGUCGUGGUUGGGGGUUGUUGGUUUUUGUACCAAUUAAGGCAAGUAUCACACAUCUUACAAUCCUCUGUACCUACCAAUGUUCUGAGCAAGGACCAACCACAUACUCGAUAUAUUUAUAUUGAUGACCCUCGAUUCAAAGAUGUUCUCAUGUUAAGGAAAGUUGAAAAUUUACAAUCGUCAGUACCAACAGAAUCAUUUUCAUUUGCUCAUAUCAUAAUGAAAUGGUGGAAGUCAUUAACCCGUAAUGUGGCAUAUAAACUAUUACAUAUUGCACAAAAUGGCAGUGACAGAGAACGUUUAAAAGCUCUCUAUACUCUUAAUUCUUUAAAGCAUUUGAAAGACUGGCACUAUCGGCAUAUUGCACAAAUGUUGGAUGCUAAAACUGCAGUGUCUCUUGCAAGAAUGCCAAAUGUUGAUUCAAGAUUUUUUUUGCAGCCACCGUAUCAUCAUGUACAAUAUGAUUUACAGGAUAUAAUAGAAAAAGUAUACCACUUACUCCUUUACUUAAAUACAUUAUGUGAAAAUACACAUCCCUGCCUUCUUCAAUUUCUCAAUAAAAACUUUAAGGAUAUACAUUCUGAUAGUCUGAUACUUGAUCACGAUUUAACAAACUUAGGGCUGGCUGUAGCACCAGCCAUAGUAUGGGAUCAAGAAUUAUUACAGAAUUGUGUUCAAGCGCUAUGCCAUCAUUCAUGCCUUGAGCUAUAUAGUAAAGAUAUUAUCGAUGCUGGUGGUCUUCCAUUAUUAAUGAUAAUAAAGAAAAUUUUCAAUGACAAUAUUAACAUAUGUAUAUUACUUGCGAAAAUAAUUUCCAAUAUUUCACUUCAUUCAAUGUAUUUGCAAGAUAUUUUUCAGUCAGGUUGGAUUGGUACAUUGGUAGAAUGGACUCAAAAUAGUGAUAUAAGAUUGGCAGCAGCAGCCAGUCGUGCAUUAGCAAAUUUAGAUAUGGAUGAGAAUAAUAAAUAUCCAAGACGUAUCUAUCUUCUUCAUCCUUUGCACAAAACUGGAGCAAACACGAAGUUAGAUGUCAUUUUCUUGCACGGACUACUUGGUGGAGUAUUUAUAACGUGGAGGCAAAGAGAUUCAGAUACAUCUGAAGUUGGGGUUGUAGAUCCCUACAUUAUACAAGAUGGAAUCAAUUUUUCAAAUUUGGUAGAUGAUCAGUCACAAGAUUUUUUGAGAGAUUUAACUUAUGAUUUGAGGAAACGUGAAUGGGAUAAAGUGGGGCACGAUUUUGAAGUAAUUCUAGACGAUUGUCCGCAAAGUACGAAUUCUAGAGGGAAUGGACCAUUUUUCUGCCAAGGAAAUGAUACGUGUAUGAAGAAAAUUUAUCACGAUACACGGCAUAAAACGCAGUGUUGGCCUAAAGAUUGGUUACCACAAGAUAUUCCAUUUGUUCGAGUUAUUGGGGUAAAUUAUGACACUAAUUUGUCACUAUGGACAUCUUCAUGCCCAAUAGAGGACAAAAAUACUAUGGGCAAAAGAAGUGAAGAAUAUAUAAAAAAAUUAUUAAUUUCCGGUGUUGGAAAACGACCAACAGUUUGGGUUUGUCACUCAAUGGGUGGUUUAUUAGUAAAAAAAAUGCUUGUGGAUGAAUGGAGGAAUGGUGAUCAAAAUAAUAUAUGUAAAAAUACACGUGGUAUAGUAUUUUAUAGUACUCCACAUCGUGGUUCCCGCGUGGCAGCAUUAAAACAAGCAACGCAAAUGGUAUUAUGGCCAUCGAUCGAAGUACAGGAACUUCGUGAAGAGUCGCCACAAUUAUUAAAAUUACAUAACGAAUUCCUCGAUAUGUUGAAAGAUUAUCCCAUAGAGAUUAUUAGUUUUAGCGAAACUAAAUCUACCCAUGUAACGCCAUUAAAUGUUCCAUUUCAGUUUGUUACUUCUAAUUCAGCAGAUCCUGGAGUAGGUGAAUUUUAUGAAAUUGCUCAAGAUCAUUUGUCUAUAUGUAAACCAGCUAGCAGACAUUCCUUCUUAUAUCAAAAACUUUUGAGCGUUUUGAAAGGUCACAUAACUCACGAGAAAACAACUGUUUCUCCAAUUGCGGAAUUGUUAACAUUGCCAAAUAAAUUACUAUAAAUCUGUAUAUAUUUUUAUGUUUAUAUAAGCUUAUGAACAAAUGGUACAGAUGUAUUUUAUUACUAUCAAAAGCUUUAUUUUUCUAUAUACGAAUCAAUAUUAAUUACGCUAGAAGAAAAGGAAACAAAUAAGGAUAACAAAUUCGUCUUUCUCUUUUUUAAUCAUAAAAAAUAUCAAGUAUUUUCUCAAAUACUUUUUUAACAUCACUGAUUAUUUAUUUCUUUGACUAGAAUGAACAAUAAAAUUUUUUUUAAUAAAAUCAAUAAACUAAUGAUAAAAAAUU
Bombus pascuorum is the source of this 2483-nucleotide messenger RNA. Its product is annotated as protein SERAC1-like. Bases 65 to 2200 code for a protein of 711 amino acids. The record is from RefSeq and is a predicted model, not a curated record. NCBI's taxonomy places the organism in Eukaryota, Metazoa, Arthropoda, Insecta, Hymenoptera, Apidae. The transcript is spliced from 15 exons.